Messenger RNA from Lytechinus pictus (painted urchin), 3618 nucleotides. RefSeq names its product ubiquitin-conjugating enzyme E2 W-like. The record is from RefSeq and is a predicted model, not a curated record. NCBI's taxonomy places the organism in Eukaryota, Metazoa, Echinodermata, Echinoidea, Temnopleuroida, Toxopneustidae. The transcript is spliced from 6 exons. The coding region runs from base 68 to 520 and encodes 150 amino acids.
UUUAAGAAAAUAUGCCAAUUGAGCCCUGAGAGGGCGCUUUGCAAAUUACAAUGAGGAAAGGCGAAAUAUGGCGACACAGAAGAGGCUGCACAAGGAGUUGAUGCAGAUUCAGAAAGAUCCCCCACCCGGUAUCAAAAUCAACGAAGAUAAGGCAGCCAGUACUCUCAAUACAUGGCAUGUGGAUUUAGAUGGUGCACCUAACUCUAUAUAUGCUGGUGAAAAGUUUCAACUUCAAUUCAAGUUCAGCAAUAAAUAUCCUUUUGAUUCACCAGAGGUUGUGUUUAUAGGUGGGAACAUCCCUGUACAUCCACAUGUCUAUAGUAAUGGUCACAUAUGUCUAUCAAUACUCACAGAGGAUUGGUCCCCCGCUCUCUCAGUACAGUCCGUAUGUCUAAGUAUAAUUAGUAUGCUCAGCAGUUGUACAGAAAAGAAAAGACCACCUGAUAACAGUUUCUAUGUAAAAACAUGCAAUAAGAGUCCAAAAAAGACAAAGUGGUGGUAUCAUGAUGACUCUGUAUGACACAAGCAAAGCUUCCAUCUUUCACCUUAAGAGAUUUCCAUCUCGCCCCUGACUGGACAUGAACAUUCUAGGCCCUGCAGCUAAGAACUUAUCUAGUGACAGGAAGUUCUCGGCUGAGGUCAAAGGUUGCAAUGAUGAAGGUCAAGGUUCAUCUCCACCUUUCAUCUCAUGGGACAUGCUUCGUCCAGCCCCGGGGCCAUCGCAACUGACAGCCUAUCUAGUGACAGGAAGUCUUCAGCUGAGGUCAAAGGUUAAAAUAAAUUGUUGAAAGUCAGGCAUCUCCAUCUUCUAAUUGGACAUGAUCCAUUUAGCCCCUUGUCCAUUGCAGCUGAGAGCUUGCCUAGUUACAGGAAUUCCUCAUCCCCAGCCUAAGGUCACACAGAACUGUUGAAGGCCGUCUCCAUCUUUCUCCGAAUUGGACAUGACCAUUUAGCCCGUGGUCCAAUGCAGCUGACAGCCUAUCUAGUAACAGGAAGUACUCGGCCUCGGUCAAAGGUGAUACAGACUCGACCAUGGUGUAGGGUCAUCGAAAAUUAGAGUUGACCUCCAAUUGCUGGUAUACUAGCCUUUACUUAAAUUUUUCUGAUUGAAGCUGUUAGAAAAACCAUUUUCAGGUGAGAUGUAACUAAUCAAGUCACUAACAGAUUUUAAUAAUAUAUAGCAUUUAUUAGGCAGAUUUUCCUAGUGUAAGAUUGCUUAAUAGAUGUACAAUAUUGUUCUUGGUCUUUAAAAAAUUUUGUUUACUGUUUAUGUCAUGGUGACUUUACCAUUAUGGUGUACUAACAUAGAAACGUUGAUUUUUAUUAGCUGCUUUAAGGACAUGUACUAGAUAGAUACCAUCAGAGUAAAUUUACCAGUGUUUUAUGCAACAGACCUUGUACUGUAGUUUUUGUUCGCUUGAUCAAGACUGUGGUUAUGACCUAUUUCCUAUUGGUACUGGUUGUCCCUGUACAAAGCCUAUGGGAAAUGCAGAAUUCAGCAGUCAACCGGUCAAGAUCUACAUGUGUCCUUCAUGCUGGUCCAAGGACGUCCCUAUCAACGUUCUUGCCAGCCAAAGUUUGUCCCUACCAACACUCUUGCUGGCCAAAGCUUGUUGCUACCAAUGCUCUUCAUGCUCUAGGGACAUAUUUCACUAUUUAUACUUACGACGCUAAGUUCACAAAUAUCCCCCAGACAUUCUUACUUGAAAAUUAUACUGUGAAAUACCCGAAGUGUCAAAUAUUUCAAUGUUUCUCCUGCGAUUGCAAUUAUUUUAGCCAAUCAGGUUUGUUCUAGACGAUGAUGUCACGACCAAUUUGCUUUGCUGCUGCAGCGGAAACGACGUACACGAAAAAGAAGAGGCGCCAUGAUAUGCGGUGCGUUGCAGAGCUGUUGCAAUGUGUGCGUUGGCUUGUGAUGCAAUUGCACCAAGAUGUGAUUGGCAACUUGUCACAAUCGAAUCUUACUGCAUUGCAAUGGCAUACUAGUAGUGUGCGCUGGGCUUAAGUUUGAUUUUAAAUCCUUGCAUUAUGAGUCACACGUUAGGUUACUGCCCACAGCCAAAGAAUGUCCAUGUAGAUUCUCGUAGUGUCUAGUGACAAAUUAGAAGUUAAUGCAAUUUUGUAGUAAAUACUUAGGCAUAUAGUAUAUAUAUAUAUAUUUAUAUGAGAAUAUCUGUAAAUAUUUGUAAUUGUAUUUUUGAUGCUCAUCAAAAGAGACUUGAUGAGACAAUUUGGGAUGAGAACGAUGUGCAGGAAUUUAUUAAUGUAGAUUUACAUUCUACUUUUCUUCAGGUACAUGUACUUUCAUGUAAGAUGUUUUAAAACUGCUGCAUGCAUUAAAUGCGACAAGAUGUAAAUGUAGCCUCACAUCCCUAUUCUUAAACCGGAGUCCAAUUACCAAUUUAUUUCCAAUUUGUCCGCUUGCCAGCUCGUCUACUAUCAUUUGGUCUACCAUCAGUUUGUCCACUCACCACACGGUCCACUUCCAUUUAGUCUAAUGCCACUCCGUCUGAUAACUCGUUGGUCCAAUAGCCAUUUAGUCCAUUUACCAUUUGGUCUAAUUGGACGAAAGUGUUAAUUAUGCAAAAUGAAUGAAAAUGAACUGGACAUAAGACCAACUGGUUAUGAGACGAAAUGGUCAUAGACGUAAUGGUGAUUAGACGAAGUGAUGAUUGGACCAAAUGGUUAUUAGAUGAAAUGUUGAUGGACGGAAUGGCAUUAGACUAAAUGAAAGUAGACCAUGUGGUGAGUGGACGAGUUGGCAGUAGCCAAAUUGGCAAUUUACCAAUUACCCACUAACUUAGUGGUCACCGAUGCUUCAGUCACAUUAGAUAAAACCAACCAAGGCUUUAUCUUAUUUCUAAUGACAUGCCAUGUAUCGGAUUUGAUUCAGUUUCGUUGGUGUGACUAGCAUAACGUAGAACAUUGGUGUGGAUCCAAAUUUUGUUUGUUAUAUUGAAUCAAUGAGCAUGUACAGCGGUUAUCACAGUGAGCUAGAUUGCAUUGAGAAUAGAAAUAUACUAUAUUGGCAGUGCUGUGUUGUACAAAUAAUGCACGUACAUGUAAACUCGCGUGAUAAAUUGCCAUUUUGUCCACUCACCACAUGUUCUACUUUCAUUUAUUCUAAUGCCAUUCCGUCCAUCAACAUUUCGUCUAACAAUCAUUUGGUCAAUUAAACAUUUCGUCCAAUCAUCACUUCGUCUAAUCACCAUUUUGUCUAUGACCAUUUCGUCAUAACCAGUUGGUCUAAUAUCCAUUUAAUUUUCAUUCAUUUUGCACAAUUGACACUUAUAUGUAGUCCAAUUAGACCAAAUGGUAUGUGGACUAAAUGGCUAUUGGACCAACUGGUUAUUAGACGAAAUGGUGAGUGGACGAAUUGGCAAUUAGACCAUGUGGAUAGUUGAUGAACUGAUGGUAGACCAAACGAUAGUAGAUGAGUUGGCAAUUGGACGAUUUGGCAUUAGACGAAUUGAAAAUAAGCCAUAAUUUAUUUAUGUAGACAGUACAAUUUCAUUAUUGAAACUUAGUGAACACUGUAUCUACAUGUUUGCUCAGUAGUCAGUGAUGAUCCUUGGUACAUGAUAAAAAGCAAAUGCUUAAAUUCUACAUGUAUCUUCG